Molecule: messenger RNA, 5578 nt
Organism: Mirounga angustirostris (Northern elephant seal)
Lineage: Eukaryota; Metazoa; Chordata; Mammalia; Carnivora; Phocidae
Gene: PAMR1
Product: peptidase domain containing associated with muscle regeneration 1
Exons: 11
Coding region: 2803-5025 (740 amino acids)
Biological process (GO): proteolysis
Molecular function (GO): calcium ion binding; serine-type endopeptidase activity
Source: RefSeq, a predicted model, not a curated record
GUGGGGGGCACGAGAGCGGGGGUUGGGUAGCUUGACAGAACUUUUAAAAGAAGGAACGUAAAUAUAUAUUAACUUGUGGGUUUUGUAGAACACGUAGAACCUCUGUGACCACCCACUCUUUGGUAAAAUGUUUUAUUCCCGUAAGUGUCCUUGAGCAUGAGCUUUUGGUGGGAACAGAGGAUGAGGCUGGGUAUUGUGUCUGGGUCAAUAAGCUGGGGGACAAAGCACCUUUGGGCAUGGGCGUGUCUCAGAAAUAUCCCGAAGUCUUAGGGAGGGCUUUGGAAUACCACUGGUGUGGACUGAAGGUUUGAUUUAAAGUCACUUAUAUCUGGGUUACUAGAUGUCUAGAUGGCUAGACAGAAAUGGCCAAGAGAAUGGUGUCUGGGGGAAUCUAAUGACUGGUCUUAAGUGAGAAAUUAUUUCCACCUCCCCCGCUAGGGGCGGCCAAUCCCCAUGCAAGAGAAACUUCUCUACCUGCCUCUCCUGAGACCAGCUCUAGAAGCUGCAAUCAAUUUGGGAUAUGUGCGGGUUGGGGGAGGUGCCAUUUCAGUGAUAAAGGGGGAAAGUUUGUGCUCCCCUUCCCCCCACAUGGGGGAGGACUUGUUACCCUCACUCUGGGAUAUGGGAAAGUCACAAGAGCCCAGCUCCCUCUCCUCUUUUUUUGUUUUAAAGGUGAGGGAAAGGCAGUGUUUACAUUUUCCAGUUCCUGAACUCCACGGAGUAGAGGACCCCAAGGCCAGCUGGAGCAUUGAAAACUACCAGAUCAGUGGCAGAAAGUCUAGCAGAUUCCAAGCCUGGUCUGCGUUUAAGGAAUUCUGUUUGUCAGCCAUCAUAAGAUCUGUGCCAAAGUGUUAGGUUUAUGUAGAGAGAAAGAAGUGAAAAUGUAGGAAAAAGCAAACCUGCUACCUGUAAACAAAACCACCCAAGGAAGGCAGAGAAUUAGAGUUGGCUGGAGAUAUUCUACUCUCUUAAUCAAAGGGACUUCUACUACUCCCCACUCAGUUCCACUCCUCUCAUUUUGUCUUGGGUGCAAUUAUAUGUGAGACAGACACAGAGCCCAUUUUUUCUUGGGUAUAAUUCUCUGUGGGUUGAAGAAGAAGAGUGGGUAGGGGUUAUACCUCAAAGUCUUCACCCUCGAUGACAGAAGCACCAAACGGCCUCCCAUCCUAUCAUAGAUAAGGGAUCUAACUGCAAGUUUGGCCACCCAAAUAAUUUGUGGAAUUUGUGGUAAAUACCAGGCACUGUCCUAUGUGCUUUACAUUUAAUUUAUUUAAUCACACGUGGAGGAACUCAGGCAGAGUGCUUGCCCAGGUCACAUGGCUGGAUAUCCGUGUCUUGAACCCAGUCAGUCUGACUCCAUAACACACGCCCUGAAACACUCCGUAACACUGUCACAGUAAGCACUGGGUCCAACUAUGGUAGAUCGGCUGGCUGUAUUCUGGCUGAAUCAUAAAGGAGCAUGGUGUUAGUUGGGAAAUCUGGUUAUCUCUUGGACACUCUAAAUGUCCUAAAGGAGGCGCUGAGCAGACCAAAACUCUAACCAGUUUCUGGGAUAGCUGUCCCCAGGAUCACGUGUCUUACUCUGAUUCAGCAUAGGAAGUGAGAAUUUCUCUGUCUCAUCGUCAGCUUUUAUAAUUAGACUCAUGUGUCUGCAAAGUGACAGAAUUAAAGAUGAUCCGUGUUUCAAGUCCAGCCCUAACACUUUGUAGCUUAGCUCCUUUAUGGAUUUAUUCUGUCAAGAUCAUCAAUGUGUAAACAGGCUGUGGAAUGGGAGAAGCAGGUCUGGAAUGAAUAAAGGAAAGCGUUUUUUCCCUUCUUAUUUUGGCAUAACGCAGUUGAUGGAUAUAGCAGGGGAUGGAGACACGAUCCCCUUCCAGUAAAAUUAAGAUGGGUUUUAACCAAUUCAUUUCAACCUUGAAUGAGGACCUAAUGUCUACCUGACAAGCAGGUAAGAGAAGUGCCCCCAUCAGCUGGGCAGCACAAGAGGACGCCUAUUUCUGUCACUCUCCUGCCUCUGCAUUUAGACACAUGCCCUUAUUCCUGCAGGGUGGGCGUCUUUAUCACCAUCCUCUCUGAGGUCCUGGCUCCUUCAGAGGGCGGAGUUAGUGGUUUGGCAGCAAGUAUCUGUGUGAGUAGAAGUCUGGUCUGUUGGUUUGGUGAUUGGAAAACCGGGGCUGCCGCCAGAACGGAGUGAGGAACACAUUCAGGCAACGUUAGCUCAUGGGGAGACACAGCAAUUGUCCUCAUAAGCUGAAUUCAUGCUUGGUUAAAAAAAAAUUUCCAGCCAGUUUAAUGGAAAACUACUAAAUGGAGGGGAUACUGGCCCAGUUUGCUUCAAAUCAAAUGAAUCAUUUGAAGACUCUGGGGAACUGAAGUGUUUGUGUUUUUCAGAGUCCCCCCUUCACUUACUUCAUAGGAUCCCUUUGCAGGUGAUCAAUGAAUCCCCCUUAUGCUGGGAUCUUACCUCAGGAUCAACAGUGCAACACGCCCGAGAUGAUCCAGGACAAGUUGCCUGAGCUUAGCUUCUAGCUGGUCAUGUCUACUCCCCUAUUUUCCCACACGCCCUUGGCUCACCUGGAUGUGAGAAGGGGGGGCGGGGCUUGGCUGCCAGUAAAGAAACUUUGUUGCAGGACUUCUUGGUCUGGCUUUCUGCCUCCCAGUGGGUGGAUGACUGCCUGAUUCUCCCUUCUGGGCAAACCCAGCUCCCCUGGUCCAGCCCACUGAUGGAACAGAACAAGCGAGCAUCCCAAGUCUUUGUGGAAAUGAACUACUAACUGCAAGAAACCAGAAUAUUCACCAGGAAUGAACCCAAUGGAUUCUUCAUACCACAGGAUCGAGACUCCCACAGUGUCCCAGCAAGAGACGUUUCUAACAUCACUCUUUUUGCGCUCACCUUUCCCUGGAAAUCACACGUGCUUCCUGUGUCCACGUUCAGAGUACACAGUCAUUAAUGAAGCCUGCCCUGGAGCCGAGUGGAAUAUCAUGUGUCGGGAGUGCUGUGAAUACGAUCAGAUUGAGUGCGUCUGCCCCGGAAAGAAGGAAGUAGUGGGUUACACCAUCCCUUGCUGCAGGAACGAGGAGAAUGAGUGUGACUCCUGCCUCAUUCACCCAGGUUGUACCAUCUUUGAAAACUGCAAGACCUGCCGAAAUGGCUCGUGGGGGGGCACGCUGGAUGACUUCUACGUGAAGGGGGUCUACUGCGCAGAGUGCCGCGCGGGCUGGUACGGAGGAGACUGCAUGCGAUGUGGCCAGGUUCUGCGAGCCUCCAAGGGUCAGAUUUUGUUGGAGAGCUACCCUCUAAAUGCUCAUUGUGAAUGGACCAUUCAUGCCAAGCCUGGGUUCAUCAUCCAGCUAAGGUUCGUCAUGCUGAGCCUGGAGUUCGACUACAUGUGCCAGUAUGACUAUGUGGAGAUCCGUGAUGGGGACAGCAGCAGCGACCAGAUCAUCAAGCGCUUCUGCGGCAAUGAGCGGCCAGCUCCCAUCCGGAGCACGGGCUCUUCCCUCCAUAUCCUCUUCCAUUCAGAUAGCUCCAAGAAUUUCGACGGCUUCCGUGCCAUCUUUGAGGAGAUCACAGCGUGUUCCUCUUCUCCCUGUUUCCAUGAUGGCACUUGCCUCCUUGACAAAACCGGAUCUUACAAAUGCGCCUGCCUGGCAGGCUACACUGGGCAGCGCUGUGAAAACUUCCUUGAAGAAAGUAACUGCUCAGACCCUGGGGGCCCAGUCAAUGGGUACAAGAAAGUAACAGGAGGCCCGGGGCUUAUCAACGGGCGCUAUGCAAAAAUUGGCACCAUCGUGUCCUUCUUUUGUAAUAACUCAUACGUUCUUAGUGGCAAUGAGAAGAGAACUUGCCAGCAGAAUGGAGAGUGGUCGGGGAAACAGCCCAUCUGCCUAAAAGCCUGCCGAGAACCAAAGAUCUCAGACUUGGUGAGACGCAGAGUUCUUCCCAUGCAGUUUCAGUCAAGGGAGACGCCAUUACACCAGCUCUACUCGGCCUCCUUGAGCAAGCAAAAGCUGCAGGGCGCCCCCACCAAGAAGCCAGCCCUUCCCUUUGGAGACCUGCCCCCCGGGUUCCAGCAUCUGCACACCCAGCUCCAGUAUGAGUGCAUCUCGCCUUUCUACCGCCGCCUGGGCAGCAGCCGCAGGACGUGCCUGCGGACCGGGAAGUGGAGUGGGCGAGCCCCGUCCUGCGUCCCCAUCUGCGGGAAAACUGAGAACGUCACUGGUCCGAAGAGCCAGGGGCUGCGCUGGCCGUGGCAGGCGGCCAUCUACAGGAGGGCCAGCGGGGUGCAUGGUGGCAGCCCGCACAAGGACACGUGGUUCCUGGUCUGCAGCGGCGCCCUGGUGAAUGAGCGCACCGUGGUGGUGGCUGCCCACUGCGUAACUGACCUGGGGAGGGUCACCAUGAUCAAGACAGCAGACCUCAAAGUUGUCCUGGGGAAAUUCUACCGGGAUGAUGACCGAGAUGAGAAGACCAUCCAGAGCUUGCGGAUUUCUGCAGUCAUUCUGCAUCCCAACUACGACCCCAUCCUGCUGGACACAGACAUCGCCAUCCUGAAGCUCCUGGACAAGGCUCGCAUCAGCACCCGCGUCCAGCCCGUCUGCCUCGCAGCCCCGCGGGACCUGAGCGCCUCCUUCCAGGAGUCGCGCAUCACUGUGGCCGGCUGGAACGUGCUGGCCGACGCGAGAAGCCCUGGCCUCAAGAACGACACGCUGCGCUCGGGGGCGGUCAGGGUGGUGGACUCGCUGCUGUGUGAGGAGCAGCACGAAGAGCACGGCAUCCCUGUGAGUGUCACAGACAACAUGUUCUGUGCCAACCGGGACCCCGCUGCCCCCUCUGAUAUCUGCCCGGCAGAGACGGGAGGCAUCGCUGCCGUGUCGUUCCCGGGACGGGCGUCCCCCGAGCCACGCUGGCAUCUGGUGGGGCUGGUCAGCUGGAGCUAUGACAAGACCUGCAGCCACAGCCUCUCCACGGCCUUCAGCAAGGUCCUGCCUUUUAAAGACUGGAUCGAGAGAAACAUGAAGUGAGCCUCAGGCCCGUUGAGAUGCUGUUCGGGCGCCCAUCCCAUCCGUACGUGUGUUGCACGAGGCCGCGUGGGCCUGAAGCUUCACUCUGCCUGUGAAUUUGGCCGGCCCAGGGCUUCUGACUUCGGGAUCGAAACUCAGUGGAGAGUGAGUAGAGCUCACCUUCAGGUAGGCCACUGUGUCCCUGGCUGUGGAGGCCAUGUGGAAGAUACCAGGGCUGCUUGCGAGAACCGAGUCCCCGCCAAAGAGACCAUGCAAAGAGCAAAGCUUUGGUCCCCAUUCCACCAGCCUGGUGACCUUGCCCACCGGCCCUGCAGUCAAUGUCAUGGCCAGCUCUGGCCGAGAGAGGCUUGGCCAAGAAGUCUGAGAUUCAUGAGGUCUCUUCCAAGACUCUGGCCAGACCACGUUCCAGAAAGCUGCGUGUGGGACAGCCCAGGACAGCAGGGCUCAGAUGUGGCCUCGACGUUUGUGUACAUUGCCACAGUAAAGUGUGGUCCUUUUCUUUCUCAAUCCCCUGUACGUCUUUUAAUAAAACGAGGGUUGGCUUCUGACCUAC